This is a messenger RNA of Centropristis striata (black sea bass), 843 nucleotides long. RefSeq names its product peptide Y. The transcript has 5 exons. Bases 284 to 577 code for a protein of 97 amino acids. Gene Ontology annotation, biological process: feeding behavior; neuropeptide signaling pathway. The record is from RefSeq and is a predicted model, not a curated record. Gene Ontology annotation, cellular component: extracellular region. Gene Ontology annotation, molecular function: neuropeptide hormone activity; neuropeptide Y receptor binding. Lineage: Eukaryota; Metazoa; Chordata; Actinopteri; Perciformes; Serranidae.
CAGGCGUCAUGGACUGGACAGCAGACCGUGAAGAUCCAAGAUAAACAGGAGCCCCUGCAAAGGUCAUAAAUGUGACCGAUUGCAUUAGACUCAGCCUCAGCACUUGAGACCUGAAAGGGAUAAGUUUCCUGUUACACGCUGCUGAUGAAGAGAGGGGUGUGGUUAAGUGUUAGUCAGUGCGCAUCAGGUAUCCAUCCUGCACUAUAUAACCCUGAGGACUGAGAGCAGAGCAGAAAGACAAGGACACCACCGGGAGACCACACCAGAAGACAACUAUCCUAAAAUGGCCAACAUGCUGAGAUCAUGGCUGAUGUUUGCAGCGCUCGUCGUCUGCCUGCUGGUGUGUUUGAGCAGCUUUGCGGACGCCUACCCCCCCAAACCGGAGAGCCCGGGGAGCAACGCCUCACCGGAGGACUGGGCCAAAUACCACGCAGCGGUCAGACAUUAUGUCAACCUCAUCACCAGGCAGAGGUAUGGGAAGAGGUCGACCCCUGAGCAGGCGAUGGCUUGGCUGCUGUUUGGGGCCGACUCGAGCCAAGACGCUGAACCGCGCUCAGACUACAGUGAUCAGUGGUAAAAGAGCCCGACGCCAAACCCACAUUUCCCCCAAUCUUUCGAUUCAUCAACAAUCCAAAAAAUAAACAAACACAGAGAUUCUCAACCUGCACUGGACUUUGUGACUCUCCAUAUUUAAUUGUUUAAUGUGCAUGCGAAUCUCUCUCUUUCUCCCUCUCUCUAUCUGUGCGUCUUCCUCUCUCAGUCUAUUUUAUUCUUUGGCCAAAAAUGUAAAUAAUUUGUAUCAAAAAAUCUCUUUACAAUUAAGAACUGAAUGGAAUAAAAGUA